Molecule: messenger RNA, 680 nt
Organism: Solanum tuberosum (potato)
Lineage: Eukaryota; Viridiplantae; Streptophyta; Magnoliopsida; Solanales; Solanaceae
Exons: 2
Coding region: 86-556 (156 amino acids)
Cellular component (GO): chloroplast thylakoid membrane
Source: RefSeq, a predicted model, not a curated record
ACAAAAUUUCUUUCUGAUAGCAUAACAACUAAGAAAAAAACCAAACACUAUCUUCUUCUUCUGACAAGAAAAAAAAAUCAAGAAAAUGUCAGUGGCAUCAUCAUCUACAUUCCCUUGCAUUAAAUUCCAAAAUUACCCUUCUUAUUCAACAAAGCCUAUAAUACUUACUAUAAGAAAUUCUCAAGCUGAAGGUCCAAUUAGAAGACCAGUUGCUCCAUCACCACCUAAGCCUAGUAAUAUCCCACCACCAAUUAUUACUACUACUGCCCCUCCUAAGCCUGUGGCUGUCACAACUUCUGAGGGUAAAAAUGUAAUUACACUUGAAUUUCAGAGGCAAAAGGCUAAGGAACUUCAAGGAUACUUUAAACAGAAGAAACUUGAAGAAGCUAAUCAAGGCCCAUUCUUUGGUUUUAUUGCCAAGAAUGAAAUCUCUAAUGGAAGAUGGGCGAUGUUUGGUUUUGCUGUUGGGAUGUUGACAGAGUAUGCAACGGGUUCUGAUUUUGUCGAUCAAGUUAAGAUCCUUCUCUCCAAUUUUGGCAUUGUAGACCUUGAAUGAGACUUUUGCUGUAAAAGAGCUUAUAGAUUCAUUUGUUUGAGCCACAAUUGUUGUAUCUUACAACUCCUUUUUACUUUUCAACAAAUAUAUAUAGCAAGUCUGAUAAAGAUUCUCAUACUUGGAC